Molecule: messenger RNA, 369 nt
Organism: Geodia barretti
Lineage: Eukaryota; Metazoa; Porifera; Demospongiae; Tetractinellida; Geodiidae
Source: the annotation of a GenBank genome assembly
AUGGUCGCUCGGGACUAUUUGACGGCAAGCCGUGGCCUCCUCGCGCAAGGGCGGGUGGAGCUGGUCAGGGGGGAUGUCCGGCAGGCAUCCGAGAAAGGUUGGGGCGCCGCCGCGCAGAUCGUAAAAGCGAUAGCGGAGCAGCGCGGUUGGGACCACCGAGGGCACGGACAUCUCCACGCAGCCGUAAGGCGGCUACGGGAUGAAACGGGCGACCAGGAAAUCCGGCGGAUCUUUCAGGUUGCCAACAGCCUCCACGUGAACUUCUACGAAAACUGGGAAGACACCCAGAACGUGGCCGAAGGUCUGGACGAUAUCGAGCGAUUUAUCGCCAAGUUAGAGCCUAUCGCCUUGGCCGGGUGGCCGAGUUAG